This is a messenger RNA of Gossypium raimondii (Peruvian cotton), 556 nucleotides long. RefSeq lists its product as uncharacterized. Lineage: Eukaryota; Viridiplantae; Streptophyta; Magnoliopsida; Malvales; Malvaceae. The record is from RefSeq and is a predicted model, not a curated record. The transcript is spliced from 2 exons. The coding region runs from base 67 to 414 and encodes 115 amino acids.
AAAAUAUAUUGAUGAGACUUUGACUAUAUAUUUAACGACAAAAUUGUUAUUCUUAUUGUUGUUAAGAUGGGUUUAUCCUCCUUCUUACGCCCUCUCAUUGUCUUCCUUAUCUUCAUAAUCUCAGUGUUGGCCAUUCAGAUCACUCCUGUUUCUGCAGAUAUUGAGCAUGUUGGGGUUAAUGAAAAUGCAGAAUUGAAGGUGAGCACACAGCCACAAGGUGAUAAACGCAUGCCAAAUCCACCACCAACUCCGGCUCGAAACAUGCUUAAUCGUAUUCAUCUAUUGCUCAUAAUUACAAUACCAAAUGGUCAUUUACUACUCUAUGUAUGGCAUUUAAGUUUGCAAUUAGAGUAUGGUCUUUUUCAUUAUCUUGUGCAAAGGGGGAUGAUGAUACGUCUAUCGUUUACAUGUUGAUUGUUGUUCGAGUAUUGUGCUAAUUUAUGAGAUGGAUGAUUAUUUCAUUUUAUGUAACGAUUGAAAAUGAGUUUUUUUAAAAGAAAAUAUAGAUUCAUGAAAAAGAAAAAAGAAUAAAAUUCAAGUUAUCAUGUUUACUCUA